This is a messenger RNA of Leptonychotes weddellii (Weddell seal), 568 nucleotides long. The record is from RefSeq and is a predicted model, not a curated record. NCBI's taxonomy places the organism in Eukaryota, Metazoa, Chordata, Mammalia, Carnivora, Phocidae.
CUUUUCUGACCCGCCGUCUUCUGCUCUCCAGCUUCGCACAUUACGAAGGAGAUACUCCCGGGGCCCUAUCCCAAAACCCCGGAAGAACGGGCCGCCGCCGCCAAGAAAUACAAUAUGCGGGUAGAAGACUACCAACCGUACCCGGAUGAUGGCAUGGGGUAUGGUGACUACCCAAAGCUCCCUGACCGCUCACAGCAGGAGAGGGAUCCGUGGUAUAACUGGGACCACCCAGACCUGAGGUUGAACUGGGGUGAACCGAUGCACUGGGACCUUGACAUGUAUAUCAGGAACCGUGUGGACACAUCCCCCACGCCUGUUUCCUGGAAUCUCAUGUGUAAGCACCUCUUCGGCUUCGUGGCCUUCAUGCUGUUCAUGUUUUGGGUCGGGGAGACUUACCCCACCUACCAGCCUGUGGGGCCAAAGCAGUAUCCUUAUAACAAUCUGUACCUGGAACGAGGCGGCGAUCCCACCAAAGAGCCUGAGCCAGUGGUUCAUUAUGAGAUCUGAGGUGGCUUCAUCAGCUUCAUUAGCCUUAAUGAAGUCCCUAAUAAAACUUAGUGCUGUGGUA